AUGCGAUUGUACAACCUCCUUUUAACGUUGUUUAUCACUACAUCAACAGUGAAUUCACUGGUAUUCGUGGACUCUACACUUGCAUCUGCAUGUAUUUAUUAUGAAUUGCAAUUUGAUUGGGGUUGUGCUAGUAAAAAGAAUAACAUGAAAGGUUACACUUGUCGUUGUAAUAACAUCAAUUGGUUGGGUACAGUUACAAAUUGUAUCGCACAGGCAACAGAUUCAAAGCACUUGAUGGAACAUGCAUUUAAACAUGUUGCUACUCGUUGUAAGCAAAAAGCUGGAUUGCAUUUCACAUUGGAAGAUAUGUAUAAUUUCUAUGAAAAUGGUACAAAAUACUUAAGAGAUCCUACUGAAAACGACUUUUCACAUCCUGUUUAUGAAACUUUAAGUAAUAAUCAAACUAGUUUCGAAUGGUAUCAUAGAAGUUUUAAGAACUACACGGUAGCAGUCAGAACGUCACAAUGGUUCGGGUGGGGUUUAGUCUUUUAUUGGGUAGCAAUUGUAUCCAUUGCAAGCUUUUAUAACAUUAUGAGAAACAUAUUUGGUCGUGAAAUGCUAAAUAAUACAUUGAGAAGAAGAAUUGUAAUCCCAUCAAUCUUCAGGGAUUAUAAAGAUAGAACUUACUUCUUAUGGAAAUUUAUUCCCUUUAAUUUCUCGACUCGUCUAAAUACUUUGGUGGUUAUUGUAUUUCUAAUACAAACAAUUAUUAGUGUUGGUGUGGACUACUAUUUACCAUUGCCUCAUCCUUAUUUGACAUCUGGAUGGCAAAGAAAUUUGACUGUUGUUAGUUUUAGAACUGACUUAAUGUCUAUCUCUUUAUUCCCUAUAAUUUAUUUGUUUGGUAUUAGAAAUAAUCCAUUGAUUGAAAUUUCAGGUAUUUCUUAUUCAACCUUUAAUUACUUCCAUAAAUGGUGUGCUUACGUUUGUACCGUUCUAGCUUUUAUUCAUUCAAUCAUCUGGACAGCAUACGCUAUAAAAGAUGGAGGAUAUUCUGUCUGGUAUGUUGACGCUUAUUGGAAAUGGGGUAUUGGAGCUAUGAUUUUCUUAGCUUUAUUAAUUUCACAUAGUCAAAAGGUUAUUAGGGACAAUUUCUAUGAAACAUUUUUGGUUUUCCAUAAGGUUAUGAACAUUGCUUUCAUCCUAUGUAUGUAUUAUCAUUGUAAUACUUUAGGUUGGUUGGGAUGGAUUUGGUCAAUGGCUGGUAUAUGGAUAUAUGAUAGGUUGAUUAGAAUUCUUAAAAUUGUCUGGAACGGUGGAAUUCAUAAUGCAAGGUUAAUUGAUUGUGGGAAUGGUAUCCUAAAAAUAUCAGUUCCAUAUCCAAAGUUUGUAAAAUACCCAGUUGGAUCUUUUGCUUAUUUAUAUUUUAUUAAUCCAAAUGAAUUCUGGUUCUACACCUUCCAAUCUCAUCCAUUUACUAUAAUGACAAAUCCAAGGCACGAUCCUAAAAACCCUAAUCAUUUGCUCUUUUAUUUGAAAGCUAAUAAAGGUAUCACACGUUCUAUGUUAUCAAAGAUUCUGAAGUCAGGUUCAAGGACAGUAAAUUGUAAAAUGUUAAUUGAAGGACCAUAUGGGGCUUCUUUGCCAACGUUAAAGGUUUCAAGGAAAAGAUGUGUUGGUGUUGCUGGUGGUGUUGGUGUUAGUGCCGUUUAUCCUCAUAUUGUGGAACUCUAUCAAAAAAAUUACAGUACAGAUCUGAAACAUAAAUUCAUAUGGAUUAUUAAUGAUUUGAACUUUUUAGGUUGGUUUGGGGAAGACUUGGAUUGGUUAAUAUCUAAGAGUUGUGAAGUUACAAUCAUUUAUACAGGUAUGAAAAAUAAUGAUUUGGAAUACUAUUAUCCCUCAGAUAAGUCAUCUUUAUUGUCAUAUGACACAGAGUCAUUUGAAAAGAAAUAUAAUGUUAUUAACCUAGGGACCAGACCUAAUUUACACCAAUUAACUUUGGAAGAAAUUGAAGCAACUCAAAAUAUUUCUGAAGAUUUGGAAUUCUAUAGCUGUGGUUCUUCUGCUUUUAAUGACAAUUUCAGAGAUGCAAUUGCCAAAAACCUUGCUAAAAAUUGGUCAAUUGACAUUUCAUUAGAAGAGAAAAGUUUUACAUGGUAA
This is a messenger RNA of Vanderwaltozyma polyspora DSM 70294, 2103 nucleotides long. Its product is annotated as ferric reductase family protein. Gene Ontology annotation, molecular function: ferric-chelate reductase activity. Gene Ontology annotation, biological process: intracellular iron ion homeostasis; iron ion transport; copper ion import. The coding region runs from base 1 to 2103 and encodes 700 amino acids. The record is from RefSeq and is a predicted model, not a curated record. Gene Ontology annotation, cellular component: plasma membrane. The transcript has a single exon. NCBI's taxonomy places the organism in Eukaryota, Fungi, Ascomycota, Saccharomycetes, Saccharomycetales, Saccharomycetaceae.